AUGCAUCCUUCGUUCGGACAAGACGAAUUAUCGUAUGGAGCCGGCCUACUGAACCCGGUGAAGGCAGUCGACCCAGGUCUCGUCUACGAUGCCGGUGCCAGUGACUAUGUGCAAAUGCUAUGCAACUCGGGCUACAACAAAACUGCGAUGCUGAUCAUCACCGGCGACGCCGGUUCCUGCUCUAACGGGACCAAUGGAACGGCGAGGGAUCUCAAUUACCCUACCAUGGCCUUGCAUGUUAAACACGACAAAACCUUCGCCGUGAAGAAGUUCUCGAGCAUCGGCGGCGUCAGCAAGUACAAGGCGACGGUCUCGGCUGAUCCCAAACUUAACGUGGUGGUGAAUCCUAGUGUGUUGGAGUUUACGGAGUUGAAUGAGAAGAGGCAGUUCACAGUGUCGGUUUCCGGCGGGCCAUUCCCAAAGAACUCUACGGCGCCGGCGACGGUCAUUUGGUCGGACGGGAAGCAUCAGGUGAGGAGUGUGAUGGUUGUCUACACCGUGUUGGAAAAAUAUUAUUGA
Messenger RNA from Zingiber officinale, 519 nucleotides. RefSeq names its product cucumisin. Gene Ontology annotation, molecular function: serine-type endopeptidase activity. The record is from RefSeq and is a predicted model, not a curated record. Lineage: Eukaryota; Viridiplantae; Streptophyta; Magnoliopsida; Zingiberales; Zingiberaceae. The transcript has a single exon. Gene Ontology annotation, biological process: proteolysis. Bases 1 to 519 code for a protein of 172 amino acids.